UUAGCCGCGAUUCACCUACAAUUGUGAAUAUAGGAUUGAGUGCCGGUUGAUGUGGUAGUGAAUAAUCUACGAAGAUAACAUUAGCGAGCAACGCUAUAGCCAUAAAAGUUGUGUUUAAUGUAAUAACUAUAUCAGUGUAAGCUUGUAACUAAAAGUAAAGACUAAGAUAAAAAGAUAUUUUAAAGUUCUAUAUUACUUUAGUGACUUAGUCAAACUAUAAACAAAGAUAAGCCAGGUCCUGUAACGGUGAGACUAAAAGUCGCCGUAUGUGAAGCAAAUUUCUGGCUAGGCUAAGCUCAUUUUUCCUCAUCGUUGGUUAGGCCUAAACAGUGGUUCGUCUUAACCUAAAGCAAUCACAAUGUGUCCUGUUGUAUUAUUAGCGAUGAUUAUGGGCUUUCUUAUGUUCUUAUUAGAAUUAACAGCUGCCAUCACAGUAAAGUUUAUGCCAAAUCGUGUAGAUAAACUAAAAGUAGGUGAUGAGAAAAAUGUGAGUUUCUCACUCGUCGAUUUCAAGAUAGAAGAUCGCAGUCAAUACCAAGUACUGGUGGCAGAUCCGUUUGUGGCUGAUGUGAAAAAUAACGUAUUUAACCAGACCGAAAUUCGUGGCAGUGGAACAAAUAGUGAAACCUAUAAUGGUAGUUUCAUUUUAACAGGCAAAUUUUUAGGACAUACAUAUGUUCGUGUCAAGGCAGUAUCAAAAUCGGAGUUUAAGGACGAUGAAUCUGAGCCAUUGAAAAUCAGUGUUAUUAGGAAGGAAAGUACGUUAUCGAAAGUCUUCAUUGUGUCCGUAGCAACGUUAGUUUCAUUAAAUUAUAUUAAUAUGGGUUGUGCGCUAGAUAUGAAUAUUAUUUUAGCCGUUUUAAAAAAGCCUAUUGCACCAGCUAUAGGGUUCGGCUGUCAGUAUGUUUUCAUGCCUUUGAUAGCCUAUGGAAUUGGGAAACUUCUUUUUGAUUCACCUAUUCUUCAACUUGGUCUGUUCAUAUUUGGCUGCAGUCCAGGAGGAGGGGCUAGCAACAUGUGGACAGUCCUACUUAAUGGAAACCUGGACCUCAGCAUCACCAUGACUUUUAUUAGUACUCUUACUUCCUUAGGUAUGAUGCCCCUAUGGAUAUUUACUCUAGGCAAGACGCUCUUUAAUGGAACUACUCGAAUUCCAUUUAAAAACAUUUUCAUUUCUCUUGUGAGCAUGGUGAUACCUCUAGGGAUUGGACUAUUAAUCCAAAAGUUCUUUCCGAAGGCAGCCAAGUUGGGGCGCCGUAUCCUAGCUCCAGCAUGCAUUUUAAUGAUUAUUUACAUAGUGGCUUUUGGAACUUACGCCAACCUGUACAUGUUUAAACUUUUCUCUUGGCGAGUGGUAAUAGCUGCCCUCAUCAACGUGUGGUUCGGAUUCCUUGUUGGAGCUCUUGCUGCUCGCCUGAUUGGUCGACCUGUUGAAGACGUCAUUGCGAUCGCCGUUGAAACCGGGGUUCAGAAUACAGGAAUCUCUAUCGUUCUACUGGGUUUCUCCUUGCCGCAACCAGAUGCAGAUUUGGCUUCCGUUGCACCUGUCGCAGCGUCUAUUAUGAUGCCAAUUCCUCUGGUGAUAAUUUAUAUCAUUCAGAAGAUACGAGCUUGCUGUCGUAACGAGCACAAAGAUGCGGUUCAAGAAGAUGUAACGAAAGAGGAAAAACACACUAAAGUUUUGGAAUCACCUACCAGCACUGAUACUACGAUAGCUGUCAAUGAGCACAUGUAAUAAAUGAAACUGUUGACGAGUACAUUUUUAGUAGGUAGAUUACGUUUUACGUCCAAUAUUAAGAAUCGCAGAAAUCCAAACUGCCAUCAGGAGUCGUGAAAUACAUGUUUCUCUCUGGACCUUUUAUGUAGGGUAAUGCUUUGCUAAUUCAAAAAUACGAAACUAAUAAAUAGGUAAGACUUUCAUUUAUCAAACCAAGUGCUUUGAUUUUACACGAAAGACUAAAAUACAGACCUAAGCAUACUUUAGUUUUCAGAGUAGACCAGGAAGAGUGCCAUCAAUAAUAUAUCAUCUUUCACUGAUGUUUUAUUAAUUAACGAACAAAAAUAUUUGGAAAUUAACAAUUUAUCAUAUUAAUCACAAAGCUACACAAGGAGCUAUAUGUGCUGUGCCUGCUGCAAGUAUCGAAACCCGAUUUUUAGCGUUAUAAGCCCCCAGACUUGCCGCUCAACCACCGGGUAGCGACAAGGAUUAUUAAUACGUUUUCGUAAAGAAGUAUGGGAAUCUUUAGCGCUUCUACUUUGGGUAAUUUUUGACAAACAGCAAUAGUUGAGUAUUAACAAAGAGUAUGUCCUCCGGUGGUCAGUGAUAAGCUUAUGGACUUACAAUGCUAAAAUCCAUGGUUCGAUUCGCCGCGGUGAACAGAGUACGGGUAGCCAGACCAUUGUGUGGCUUUAUGCAAAGAUAAAAAAAGAUAACUAUACGUUUUCGCUCCUUAAAUAAAUAAGGACGUCUUUUUCACCUCUGUUUUUCUAAUUUUAUAAAUUAGUAUUAUCGUGUUCCCCGGUGAGUCAGCGGUACGUUUACGGAUUUGCAACGCUAGAAUCCUGAUAGUCCCUUAGCACUAAAUUAAAUACAAGUAUUAUCUUCAUGUCAUAUUAUGUGCUAGGAAGACACCCAACAAGUAACUGUUCGUAGUUUAGUAUUUGUUAUUUUGUUGAUGCUGUUGUUAAUUAACUAAUCUAUAUUAAUCAAUUGAUUUUCGUGCUGAGCGUGGCCUAAUGCUAGUUUACUAAUUCCGAAUUGAACUUCCAAGGUUCGACUCGUGAUAUAUUGCUGAAUACGCUCCGUAUACAUUCAGUUGUGAGAUCAUUCAGUAACUACAUCAAAGGGGGCGCUGCUAAAUAGUUGUUCACACUCUGGUCAGCAGUUCUAAAUUAGAAAAGGUUGAGCCCGAAUUUUGGGGUUGUCUACUCAGGUUGACAAUACUUUUAUUGUUGGUUUUCAAAUUGAACUCGCAAUUAUCAUGGAAAUAUAAAAAUUUGGUACAUAAACAAUAAAUUAAGUUUUUUAUCUCGGCAAAUUUUGAUGAUUUGUGUAGCAUUUCUUAACAAUGUUAUCUUUUUUUAAGAAUAUAGAAAUAAGUUUCUGUAGCUUUCAGUUUUAGAAAUUGAUCACUGAAGUUGUUGAUUAGCGAUAUUACCCUAUCAGCCAGUCAGGCUACUCAUGUACAACUCAAGAACAAUUAGAUCCAAAAUAAUAAUAAACGUUAUAUGUAACUACUGAGAGCAAGAAAAUUUCGCGAGGGGGCGCUCUUGAGAACUUAUAUGAAUUUUGUAGCACCAACUAUAUCUGAAUAAUAAAGUAUAGAGGAAUACGCCGUGGGUGAAAGAUGACCAUCUUAUUUUACUUAUUUCACGUUUAUUUUGUUAUUCAAUGCUGUAUCUCAAUAACUGCUAGUUUACUUUGACAUUUUCUUCGUAUAGAGUGGAAUGUAAGAUGUAGAUAACAUUGAAACUGCACUGGUUGGAUGGAAAUUAAAAAAAAACAAGUUUUUGUUUGAAAUUCGUAUUUUAAAGCCUAGGGUUUAAAGGUAUUUUUUUGUUUUUAAGUGUUAUGUAUGUUAUCUAAUCAUUUAAUCUGUAAUGACCAAUUUAAAGAUUUUAUGGUUUGUACUCGUAUUGUAUUGUGAUAGUUAGGACUAAUCUAUAUUUUUCAUUGACGUCAACGUGUUGAUAAAAACAUUAGGAUGUUUUUGCUGCUUUUUCUAAGUUAGCCAUUAGAUUUUAGAACUUUAUACGAUUAUUUCACCACAUAUUUUAUUGAUUUUUCACAGAAGAUACGCUGGUACUCCAGUUUAUGUCAUAAUAUUGUCCUAACCCUUCAUUAUGUAAAACUCAGCAAACAAGAACGCAAAACGAAUCUUUCAUGGUUUGUUUACAUCUGUAUUUACAAAUAACUCGAAAUAAGUACUUUUCUAGCAGUUCCCCGGUAGGUCAGUUGUAUGUUUAGAGGCUUACAACGCCAAAAUCUGGGGUUCGAUUCCCCGUGGUGGACAGAGUUGAGAUUGCUUUUUUUCUAAAAACAAUAAGAAACGUCCCUACUAAGUGAAUGUCGUUACAACUAACAGUCAUACUUUAAUGUUAUUAUAUAGCUAACAAAAAGAAGAUUAAUUAUUGUUAAUAACCACAUUCUUGUAUGCAGUAAUAGAGUAAAAAGUGAUGGCUUAGCAUCCACGUGACGACACGCCAGCUGGUUUUAAAAAAAAACACCAGGUUGAAUUCGUUAUUGCUGCGCAUCGGAUCAGACAUGGUGCAGUGCUUUGCUGUGAAAUACCGCCGUCAAAGUGAAAGAGGGAGUUGUAAAUUCCCAUAGGAUCAUCAAUGAAGAGGUGGAAAGAAUUAUACAGGUAAAGUACACAGAAUAAAUGUGUGUGUUUUUUAAGCCGAGCACUAUCUAGUUCACAAUACUCUUAGCAGAGCUCUCAGGUAAUUGAUUUUGGAAAGAUUGGGAUUUUGUGUUGAUGUGUGGGGUGGGGGUGAGGAGACCCUCCACCGAGGCAUUCUGAGUAAUUUUAAGACUUUAUAUGCAGCAUUUUCAGAGUAUUUUAUUUAGGAAUUAUUUAAAACUGUAAAAUUUCAUAACAACUCUACUACAAAAUAUCAAUACUGCUUCCACGACAAAGUAUUUGCGUGAUUUUAUUCAACAUUGAAAAUUUCAUUACAUGUACCAGAAUGUUGCUUAUUAUAAUACUAUAUAGCUUGUUUUAGUAAGUCCUUCAAGGGUUCAUAUACACAACAGGAAUCUUUAUUGGCCAUUAUUAUGGUUAUCAGUUAGCCAAGUUUUCCAUCAACUUGAAGAGAUGGUCGAAAUGGGGUUUAAUUUUUUCAAAUCCGUGAAAAUACACAUUCUUUCCCUGUAUAUGAUUGUGUUAAAAUCACUAAAAUUUUAGCAACUUUACCCAGUCUGCCAACUAUAUCUGAGCUAGUAUUUGCUAGUUUAAUGGAACACAAAUGUCCCCAUAUAACAUUUGUUUGAACAGUUGAGACAGUUUCUUCAGCACCAUUGUCAUUAGGUAAGUAUUACUUGGCAGCAUUCCAAACUCUCUCUCUGGGAUAUCGGCAUCCUGGUAUUCUAUGAAUUCUUCGUAAAGCACCUCCAGUUCACUGGAACUAAGAGUAAAAAAGGCGGGAUAUCUUUCAAGGGAAGAACUCUAUAUCCUGAAAAACUGCGUUGCCUCUUUGGAAGAAAUCAAUAAACUUGGCAUGUUUAAGUGUGUCAUCAUUCUGUGGAAGUUUGUUGAAUGUCUAACCCAUUUGUAGAACAAUUUACUGUGCCUUUCUUCUACAUCACCCCCGUCAAAAAGCUUGUUUAACAGUAGCUCUGUCAACAAAAGCUGGUCAUCACAUAACUUUUGACUUUCCCCUUCAAAUUUUACAUCAGAAAUAAUUUGUGCCACAUUUAUGUUUUCGAUGGGAACGAAUUUCCCUUGGAGACGCUUAACAUAAUCUGUAAUGUGGUUAUCAACUUCAUGAAUGCAUGGGUCUUCUCUUUGAAGAAAACGAUUCAGUGUGGUGAUUGAAGGUAACACAGACUGGAAAAACGUGGUAGACUUUCACUUCCUGAGUUCGACAUAUAAUAACAGUGCUGGAAAUAUAUCAAGAUGCCACCUUACAGCAGUUUCCAGACUCAACCAACGAGUACUUGUAUAUUUCAUCACCUUCUUUAUAGUGGGCCGUUAUAGUUCCAUUUAUCAUGUAUGUUGUCUUUGUAGCAGCAGAGGCAUACUGUUUAGCGAUUUGUGAGUCCGGGAAAAUGCUUGAAAACAGUGAACUCAAGUGGUUAGUGAAAGCAAGAGGAAUGUUGUGGUUAGCCAAUGCUGUUGCGACUUUAACCUCAGCUGGAAUAACCUGCAAUGUUAACAAAAUCAUGAGAUACUUUAAAGAAUACCGUCAGAUUUUGAGACUUUCCACUAAAGUUCACAAAUUAACACCUGCUAUUAUCUUUAGCAUCAUUUUAAAAAAAUUAGUUACAAAUUUCAUAAAACUGAUUACUUGUACUAUUUAUUUUGAUUUAAAAUAAUUUAAUAGUUUCCCUAUUGAUUUUAUCUUUUCAAAGUUUUUUGAACGUAAUAUUUGCUAAGCUCAACACCCGUGGUCCUCUUGAUAGAAAUAAUUUAAAUUGAACUUUAAACCACUAAAUUUCUUUAAUUGCAGAAGGGCCGAUAGGACAGCCUACACCAACUCGAAACUGUGCAGCUGUCACUUCAAAGAACAUAAAAAAGAAAAUGGUCCAACCAUCUUCGAGUGGAACGUAAACAAAUCUUUUGACUAAUACCCAGAACCCAAAGUAUCACGGGAAAGGUACAUUAUCUUUGAACUUAUAUAACUUUCUGUCAAAUGUAAAUAGAUACGAGAAUUUUUAUUUACUAGUAUAACUUAUAUAUUCGUCUAUUUUUGAUUUCAGAAGGACAUUCUCAGAGAUUCCACAUUUUAGUGCUGAAGAAACCAGCGUCAAAUCUCUGUGUGAAAUAGAUAGAUCAAUUUCUGAUUUGAUUAUCAGAAUCUGCAGAACUAUUUUAAAUCACAAAAUCAGGGAAAAUAAAGGGAAAAUACUGGAACAGGAGAGGGAGCUUACGUAUAUGAAGAGCCAUUUCUCAUAUAAUUCCAUUAAGAAAGAUUAUUCACUUGUAAACCAUUAUAAAGGUUUACCCAAUACAAAGGACUUUGAUGACUUGUUAUUUAAGUUUAUGCUGUCGCUUUAAUUUCGAUUAUUAUUAUGGAUGGAUAGUCGACUGUAUUUCUGGUGAGGAGCAAUUAUUCAUUACUUUGAUGAAACUGAGAUGCAAUUUCAAUCACAUUGAUUUGUCAAUUAUGUUCUCGACUAUAAGUCACCACUAUAAGUAACAUCAUCCUGAUAUGGUUGCACGUCUUGCAUGAGGUACCAUAUGUCGGUAUGAUACAAGGACGCCCUAUACAAUCAGUUGAGAAGAACAAAUGCUAUCUUCUGAGCUACUUUUCCACAUUUAGCAGUUCCAGGAUUAUCUUGGACUGCACAGAGAUCCAGUAUGAUAUACCAUCCAACAUGGAGAGCAUUGUGUUAAACUUUCACAUUACAAACAGCAUAAUACACUAAAGGCUAUGGUUGGAGUAGCACCCAACUAUUAUCACAUAUACCAGUGAAAUGUAUCCAGGCUCAAUAAGUGACAAAGAGAUUGUCCACCAUAGUGGUGUCCUGAAACAUAUGAAGCCUGGAAGACCUUGUGAUCGCACAUAAAGGCUUCCUCAUACAAUAUCUCAUGCCUCUACAAGUAUCUCUAAAUCUGCCGCCAUUCUUAAACAGUGGUCAGUUUAUCGGGACCCAGGCUGAGAUCACUGUGCUAGGCUUCGUGUGGAGAGGGCUAUCCAACGGAUGAAAACUUUCUCAAUUCUAGACCAUCUUCCUCAUCAAUAUCAACCAUUAGCUAGCAAAAUAGUCCAAGUUAUUGCAUGCUUAGUAAAUCUUCAAAAUUCACUAAUCAAAGAAACUGCAUAAAGUUUGUUCAACAAUUUUAUUCAAAUGCUUGUUUCAUGGUCACUGACUUGAUAAAUGAGAUACAUGUAACUAGAAUUUGUAUGGCUUCCCAAAUUCUUAACAUCUGUACCAGGUGCCAGUCUAUUGGGAUCUUUAAAAUGUAUAUGAAUGAUCAACUUUCGUAACGUUCAUUACAGUAAGUAUACUAAUUAGAUACCAUGCUGGUACAUACAAGUUCAAACCCGAUUUUGUUCGUAUUCUCAACCGAGUAUUGAAUAGCUUUGGAUACACAAGUUUUUAACUUUAAUCGUUGUCAACAAAUAAAAAAAUGUCAAGUCGUGAUCAGUAAAAGAUUUUAUUGGUUUAUCAAUCGAGUGUUCAUUGGCAUGAAAACAUGUACUUUGUGAAUAGUUUCAUACAUUUUAGUGACAAUAUAGUACAUGUAUACAUUGACAUUUUACACUGCCAUACUUAGGUAACACAAACGAAGUAUUAUAGGUAUAAACACUGUUAUCUUAUUUUCUACGUGUAUGUUUUAACAAUAAACGCUAAUCAAUCCCACCGUUCAUAAACACAGGCAAGAACUUUGUGAACAAAAAAUCAAGCAGUCCUGUGAUAUUUUCCAUCCAAGCGGGGUCUCGGUGAACUAAAAACACGUACAUGUGGCUAGGAGAUCAAACGAUAAAAUCACACAUAUCCUGUUAGUAAGGUACAAGUUUCCUUGGACCUAGUGGUAAUAUUUAUACCCGGUAAGAUCACUGAUGUUAA
Messenger RNA from Limulus polyphemus (Atlantic horseshoe crab), 8236 nucleotides. Its product is annotated as ileal sodium/bile acid cotransporter-like. The coding region runs from base 359 to 1735 and encodes 458 amino acids. NCBI's taxonomy places the organism in Eukaryota, Metazoa, Arthropoda, Merostomata, Xiphosura, Limulidae. Gene Ontology annotation, cellular component: membrane. The record is from RefSeq and is a predicted model, not a curated record. The transcript is spliced from 3 exons.